ACCUUGUUAUCACAAUUGAAUUCUCCCGCCAUCUGAUCGACCUUGGAGGUUAUUUCGAUUGUUAUUCAGUGAACUGACAGCUGCGGUGUCUAACGUUACAACAGUUCCAAUAAUUCUCUAAAUAUCCAUUCAAUAUGUUCACCAUUGACGCUCCCGUGGAGGUCCAGGGUACAGAAUAUUGCAAUUACCGGUCACCGCUCAGCACCAGAUAUGCAUCGAAAGAAAUGCAGUACAAUUUCAGUGACCAAAAGAAGUUUUCAACUUGGCGCAAACUUUGGAUUUACUUGGCGAAAGCUGAAAAGGAGCUAGGCCUCGACAUCACCGACGAGCAGAUCUCGGAGCUGGAGUCCGCUAUCCACGACAUCGACUUCGCAGCAGCGGCAGAACACGAGAAGAAAGUACGUCAUGACGUCAUGGCCCAUGUCCACACCCUGGCUGAACGCUGCCCCCAUGCCGCGCCUAUUAUACACCUUGGGGCUACUUCGUGCUACGUCGGGGAUAAUACGGACUUGAUUACUUUGAAGCAUGGACUGGAUUUGCUGCUGCCGAGGCUUGCAGCUGUUAUUAGUCGGCUGGCGCAGUUUGCUGAUGAAUAUAAAACGCUACCAAUCCUGGGGUUCACCCACUUGCAGCCCGCACAGCUGACGACCGUGGGUAAGCGUGCCUCUCUCUGGCUGAGCGAUCUGCUCAUGGACGAACGCGCCCUCUCGCGGGCAAGAGACGACCUCCGCUUCCGCGGCGUCAAAGGCACCACUGGCACCCAAGCAUCGUUCAUGCAACUCUUCAAGGGUAACAGCGCUAAAGUCCGCGCUCUCGACAAGAGAGUAGCCGAACUCGCUGGCUUUGACAAACGUUACCUAGUUACUGGACAAACUUAUUCUAGAAAGGUUGACUUGGAGGUAGUUGCGGCUCUGUCUGGUUUGGGAGCGACAGUGCAUAAGAUGUGCUCUGAUAUUCGUCUGCUUGCUUCCCGUAAGGAAGUUGAGGAGCCGUUCGAAGCAUCUCAGAUUGGAUCUAGCGCUAUGCCUUAUAAGAGGAAUCCUAUGCGUUCGGAGCGCUGCUGCGCACUUGCUCGCCAUCUAAUCACUCUGCACGCUAAUGCAGCCAACACUCAUGCAGUUCAAUGGCUUGAGCGUACUUUGGAUGACUCCGCCAAUCGUCGCAUCACGCUCGCUGAGGCUUUCCUAACCGCUGAUGCGACUUUACUGACCCUUCUUAACAUCUGCCAAGGCUUAGUCGUGUACCCCAAAGUGAUCGAGCGGCAUAUUGCUCAAGAACUUCCGUUUAUGGCCACAGAGAACAUUAUAAUGGCUAUGGUCCAAGCCGGAGGAGAUCGCCAAGUAUGCCACGAGAAGAUCAGGGUUCUUUCUCACGAAGCCGGAGCUCAGGUGAAACAGCAUGGGAAAGAUAAUGAUCUUAUUGACCGUGUGAAGAAGGAUGCGUACUUCGCGCCGAUAAUUUCUCAGUUAGACAAGAUUUUAGACGCGUCUACCUUUAUCGGAAGGGCUCCGGAACAAGUGACUGAGUUUAUCGAAGAGGAGGUGGAUCCUAUUGUAUCGAAGUAUACUUGCGUAUUGAAAGAGGCUGAGAAACCUGUUACACUAAAUAUUUAAAUGUUUUAAUCGUAACCUGAUAUGGGAACAAUUUUCUGCAUAUGG
This is a messenger RNA of Cydia fagiglandana, 1658 nucleotides long. It is a transcript of the gene Adsl, whose product is annotated as adenylosuccinate lyase. Bases 135 to 1613 code for a protein of 492 amino acids. The transcript has 4 exons. The record is from RefSeq and is a predicted model, not a curated record. Gene Ontology annotation, molecular function: N6-(1,2-dicarboxyethyl)AMP AMP-lyase (fumarate-forming) activity; (S)-2-(5-amino-1-(5-phospho-D-ribosyl)imidazole-4-carboxamido) succinate lyase (fumarate-forming) activity. Gene Ontology annotation, cellular component: cytosol. Lineage: Eukaryota; Metazoa; Arthropoda; Insecta; Lepidoptera; Tortricidae. Gene Ontology annotation, biological process: 'de novo' AMP biosynthetic process.